Messenger RNA from Oenanthe melanoleuca, 1585 nucleotides. Its product is annotated as D-serine dehydratase-like. The coding region runs from base 92 to 1237 and encodes 381 amino acids. Gene Ontology annotation, molecular function: D-serine ammonia-lyase activity. The transcript has 8 exons. The record is from RefSeq and is a predicted model, not a curated record. NCBI's taxonomy places the organism in Eukaryota, Metazoa, Chordata, Aves, Passeriformes, Muscicapidae. Gene Ontology annotation, biological process: D-serine catabolic process.
CCUUGUCCCCGCUCUGGCGGCGGUGCCACCGCGUCACGUGGGGCCGCGACACCCGCGGGGCCAGCGGAGCCACCGCGGAGCCACCGCGGCCAUGGACGGACACACGGACAGCUCGUGGCUGGGAGCCCCCCUGGAGCAGUUGCCCACCCCGGCGCUGACCCUGGACCUGGCCACGCUGCGCGGGAACGCCGAGAGGAUGCGGGAGCGCUGCCGGGCGCUGGGGCUGCGCCUGCGCCCCCACGUCAAAACACACAAAACCCUGGAAGGGGCUGCGCUGGCCACGGGCGGGACCCGCCGGGGCAUCGUGGUGUCCACGCUGGCCGAGGCUCGUUUCUUCGCGGCCGGGGGCUUCGAUGACAUCCUGUACGCCUUCCCGGUGCCCCGCUGGCGUCUGGCCGAGUGCUCGGAGCUGGCCCAGCGCCUCCAGCAAUUCCAGGUGCUCGUGGACAGCCCCCAGGGGCUGGAGCUGCUGCUGCAGAACCCCCUUCCCGCUGGGAAGCGCUGGCUCGUCUGGCUCAAGCUGGACUGUGGGAAUGGCCGGGCCGGGAUUCGUCCCUCGGAUCCCGAGGCGCUGGCCCUGGCCCGCGCCAUCGCCCAGGGCUCCCCGGAGCUGGUGACACUGGUGGGGGUCUACGCCCACUGCGGGAACACCUACGGCUGUCGCGACAUCCCGGCCAUCCAGGCCAUCGCCAGGGACACCACGGCCGCCGUGCUGGAAUUCGUCACCGCGCUGCGGCAGGCGGGGAUCCCGUGUCCCCAGGCCACCAUCGGCUCCACCCCGUCCUGCAGCCACCCGGUGCCGGAGAUGUCGCAGCUCACCGAGGUGCACCCGGGCAAUUACCUGUUCUACGACCUGCAGCAGACCCAGCUGGGCUCGUGCCGGCCCGAGGAGGUGGCCAUCCGUGUCCUCACCAGGGUCAUCGGCCACUAUCGCCACCGCGGGCAGCUGCUGGUGGACUGCGGCUGGUCCGGGCUGAGCCUGCACGGCCGCGACCAGGGACCCGCGGGCUGUGCCGCCAUCGAGGGCCACCCCCAGCUCCGGCUGGUGGGGCUGACCCAGGAGCACGGGCAGGUGCAGGCGGUGGAUGGGGAGCUGGAUUUCGAGCAGUUCCCGGUGGGAAGCACCUUGGCGCUCAUCCCGUACCAUGCCUGUGCCACGGCUGCCAUGCACCCCGUGUACUUCGUGCACGCUGCCGGGAAGGUGGUGGAGCUCUGGCGCCCCGUGCGCGGCUGGUAGAGAGGAGAGAGACGAGAUUCCGGGAUUCCGGGGGGAUGCACCCGCAUCCAGACCCUGCACCCAGACCCUGGACCAAGACUCUGCACCCCCAGCGAGACCCUGCACCCACUCCAGGUCCUGCAUCCACAUGGGAUGCUGCACCCACCCCCCACACCCUGCACCCCUUCCCACUCCCUGCACCCAUUCCCACUCCCUGCACCCAUUCCCACAGCCAUUCCCACUCCCUGCACCCACUCCACGUCCUUGUCCCUCCACCCACGCCACGAUGUCGCGCCCACGCUGAGACUCUGCGCCCCCACCCCCAGGUGCUGCACCCACACCGGGGCUCAAUAAAGCUGCUUCUCCCGC